AUGAGCGCCCAAGAUCUUGCCCGUUCUCUUGUUGCUGCUGGCUCGGUAAAUCUUCCAGAUAAUAAGGGUGAAGGUAUCUACACCCUUAGCGUCAGGGACGGUUACCUUGUUGAGAAACACUGGGUGGGCGAUGUUAUCCAGAACGAGAAUGUGAUUGCUUCAAACGUGAAGGAUAAUACCACGGCUUCGUAUUUACUUAAUAUCGAACAAGACCUUCGUCUCGUUGUUUUUAUCGACCAAGACAAUGCUAUACAAUGCUCUGCAUAUAACGAUGACAUCGAAGAGUGGGAGGAAACACCUCUUGGGGACAAGUGGAACAUUGAAACAAACCCCCAGAGCAAAUUGAGCGCAACAAUUGGCCCUGAGGAUGAGAUCGUGAUCUCUUAUCAAGAUGUAAACGGUCGCCUAGCCGGCAUAAUGGGCGCGGGUGAAGAGUGGAAAGCGUUUGGCCCCCUAGCUGGUAACCCCAUCUCAGGGACGCCACAGCGCCUUGAAGUUAUCGACGACAUAGUAUACCUCUUCUAUAUCGAGGAAGGCGCCGGUAUUGGUUACCUAGUGCUUGACCUAGAUGCGGGGGUAUGGAAAGCCAAUGUACUCCACAACACAAAGUUUGAUACCAUCGUUGACAACUUCUGUGUUACUAAGGACUUCGAUACAGGGAGUUUUCAGAGCUACUUCUUAACUGGGGGGUCCUUGUGGAAUGUAGAUGGAGAAAAAGGGAAGAUUUGUCUGGGAAAUGUGGAGACUAACGGUAGAUUGAUUCCUUCAGAUAAGGCUCAGGCUGGAUUCAGGGUCAAGUGGCGAGGUGCUCGCAAAUUGGAAGCUAUGGCGAUGGAUACACAGCCCGAUGGUAUGGAUAUAAGAGAUAUUAAAGUUACAACCGACAUACAACAUUCUAAGCAAAAGAAUGGUGAUCCACCAAUACCGGAGCAUUUUGGAAUAGAUCUCACUACACCUGUACGUCGGUGGGAGAAAUGGGUGGUGAAAUUAACAUUCGACAAGUUGGGAAAGGAACAGCAUGGAAAUGGUUUCUACGUUAACGUUCCUAACCCCAACUUUGACGUUAUUCUGACGGCUGGACACAACCUCGUCGACAAACCCGAGCAUUAUUGCUCUAAUAUUAGAAUUGUCCACGACCCUCACACUAAAAACGAUAUUCCGGUAACGCAUGAAAUGAUUCGCGUAUGCCAGACCUAUUUCAAAGAACCCAAUGAACUCAACGCUAUAUUUGAUUAUGGAGUCAUUCUUUUGAAGAGGGGUAAAAAGGACCGUCAUCGCGGAUUCGGAUUCAACCUUAUGUUAGGGCUUGCGCCUCUUCGAGGAGGGAGCACAUAUUCUACUGGAAGAGGGGAAAAAGACAUACUACAGGACAGUGUGGUAUACGUCAGUGGAUAUAUGCCAGGGGAUUAUCCUCCUCAAGAUCCGAGGAGAUCGGAUGGAAAGUGUAUCCGGGCGAUGUCUAAACAGUUACACUAUACAGCCGAUACUAUGCAAGGUAUGAGUGGCGGCCCUGUCUGGAUAGGGUUUCGCGGGGUUGAGACUGUAGUAGCGAUACAUAACUAUGGCUCGGAAAGGAAGGGACAAGGGAACAGGGGGUCGAGAUUGAACCCCAGUGUGUGGCAUACCAUAUUUAAAUGGGUGAACAUUGGCUGGUUCAACAAGUCGCUUCAUUAUCGGGGGCAUGACACCUACGCGAUGCACCUUCAUCUACCGUGGAAUCCUACCUCUAACGAGGGGAGAGUCCGUGUAGGUAAACCUGGCCGGAUAGAAACGUUGUUCGACAUCAUACCUGUAUCGGCUAGGCCAGACGAUAAAGAACUGAAUGCAGGGUACGGCUUUUCUCUACGACCCUCGAACACUAGUAAUGGGUCUGCCAAUACGAAUACCAUUGCAUCGGAUCCCAUGUGGGUGAGAUGGGAGCCAACGAGGGGCAGGAUUUCGCUCACAGAUCGUUUUGAUGCUCGGUGUGAGGUUAAAAUCCCAACAUUGAUUGUUCAACCAGGAAAACCGUUUUCGAUACAAGCGCAACACGAGGAUAGCUGGAAACAACUACGCAUGGCAAUGGAAUAUGUUGACGAGGGGGAUUGGGAACAUAUAGAAGAUAAUGCAGAAAAUUCGGCAGAUACAUCGGAGAUAUCAUUCAUCUCGCUUACUGGGGAUAAGCUAUUUGAAUUUAAGUAG
This is a messenger RNA of Annulohypoxylon maeteangense, 2181 nucleotides long. RefSeq lists its product as uncharacterized. NCBI's taxonomy places the organism in Eukaryota, Fungi, Ascomycota, Sordariomycetes, Xylariales, Hypoxylaceae. Bases 1 to 2181 code for a protein of 726 amino acids. The transcript is spliced from 7 exons. The record is from RefSeq and is a predicted model, not a curated record.